Xyrauchen texanus (razorback sucker) is the source of this 2805-nucleotide messenger RNA. Its product is annotated as cytochrome P450 26B1-like. NCBI's taxonomy places the organism in Eukaryota, Metazoa, Chordata, Actinopteri, Cypriniformes, Catostomidae. Bases 261 to 1907 code for a protein of 548 amino acids. The transcript has 7 exons. Gene Ontology annotation, biological process: sterol metabolic process. Gene Ontology annotation, molecular function: monooxygenase activity; oxidoreductase activity, acting on paired donors, with incorporation or reduction of molecular oxygen; iron ion binding. The record is from RefSeq and is a predicted model, not a curated record.
GCGCGUGAGAUGCACUGAAUAUUGCACACAUUAGAGAGAAUGACUUGAGAAGCUUCACGAGCUCACAGCAUGUCAUCUGUAUGCUCUUACACUUGUGCUGAGAUAUCCAAUGAGCGCGUAAAAGGACCUUCUGGAACGUUGCUCAACUUUUGAAGGCGCUCCAUCAAGACAUCCUCACGGGAACAACACGCACAAGAGCACGUGGAUUCUCUGUUCUUCUUCUUUUUUCCUUUUAUUUUUUCUUCAAUUUAUCGUUGGAGAUGUUCUGGCACGAUUGUUGCCUCGUGUCUACGUUGCUGGCGGCUGUCGGUGCCAUUUUACCGGCGCUCCUGUUGCUUGUGGUUUCGCGGCUGCUGUGGGAGAUCAGGUGGAGCAUCACCCGGGAUCGGGCGUGUAAACUUCCACUCCCACGUGGCUCCAUGGGCUGGCCGCUGGUCGGAGAAACAUUCCACUGGCUUUUCCAGGGAUCCAGCUUUCAUAUCUCCAGACGUGAGAAACAUGGAAAUGUUUUUAAAACCCACCUUUUGGGCAAACCCGUUAUACGGGUGACAGGUGCUGAAAACAUCCGCAAGAUUCUCCUUGGUGAACACACGGUGGUGUGCACGCAGUGGCCCCAGAGUACACGCAUCAUCCUUGGGCCGCACACCCUGGUCAACUCGGUUGGUGACCUACACAAGAGGAAAAGAAAAAUCCUCGCAAAAGUGUUUAGCCGCAGCGCACUGGAGACGUAUCUGAUGCGCCUUCAAGAUGUCGUCAAGUCUGAAAUUGCCAAGUGGUGCACCGAGACCGGCUCUGUGGAUGUUUACGCCGCGGCCAAGUCACUCACAUUCCGCAUCGCGGUGCGCGUCCUGCUAGGUCUGCGACUGGAGGAGCAGCGCAUCGUCCACCUCUCCAAAACCUUCGAACAGCUCAUGAACAACCUCUUUUCUCUUCCCAUUGACACCCCCAUAAGUGGCUUGCGCAAGGGAAUCAGAGCCCGUGAGAUUCUGCACUCUGCCAUGGAGAAGAUCAUACAGGAGAAACUUACAAAGCAGCAAGCCAAUGAUUACUGCGAUGCUUUCGACUAUAUGCUGAGUGGUGCGAAGGAAAAUGACUAUGAACUCACAAUGCAGGAGCUCAAGGAAACUGCGGUGGAGUUAAUCUUCGCUGCACACUCUACCACUGCCAGCGCAUCAACAUCCCUCAUCAUGCAGCUGAUGCGCCAUCCAGAUGUGAGCGAGCGUGCCAGAGCGGAGCUGGAGAGCGAGGGGCUGAUUGCUGACAUGCACAGCUGUCGCUCCCAUUGCCAUGGGAAUGUCAUCAGUGAGGCAAAUGAUGCUUCUGAGAAGAAAUCAGCGGUGAAUAAAACAACGUGUUUUGAAGCAGGGGAAAAGGAGGAGGGGCGUCGCUCUAGGACCCACGUCCCUUACCUAAGCUUGGAGAAACUGAGUCAGCUUUCAUACCUGGACUGUGUGGUCAAGGAGGUGCUUCGAUUCCUCCCACCAGUGUCUGGGGGAUACAGGACAGUGCUGCAAACAUUUGAAUUGAAUGGUUAUCAGAUCCCGAAGGGCUGGAGCGUUAUGUACAGUAUUCGGGACACACACGAGACUGCAGAAGCAUAUCAGAAUCCGGAGCUUUUUAACCCGGACCGGUUUGGUGCCGAUCAAGAUGAGAGCAAAACUGACCGCUUUAGUUACGUGCCUUUUGGUGGCGGUGUGAGGAGAUGCAUUGGACGAGAACUCGCUUUGAUUGUGCUGAAAACUCUUGCCGUGGAGUUGCUUGCCACAGCAGACUGGACACUUGCGACGAAGAGUUAUCCGAGGAUGCAGACGGUGCCGAUCGUGCAUCCGGUCAAUGGAUUGCCCGUGUUUUUUAACUACAGAAACCAUGGGAUCGAGAGAAACCGGAGGGAGUCCACUCAUAUUUAGGCAAAAAACUGAUAUUAUACACUGUUUCAAGUAGAAAUCUAACAGACAAAUGCCAAAACUGCUAUUUGGAAUAAUGCAAUUUCCCUCUUGAUAUCUGUGUAAAAUGAAACUCAUUUAUCUAUUUGGAAAACAGUGGGAUGAAGUGAUGGAUUUGGACUUUAAACAAAACAGAACGCAUGCAAGUUACUUCAGUCUGAAAAACCAAGCCAUGUUGAUGUGCAUGACAUCAACUCCUUUAUAUCUUGUUCAUAGAAAAAAAGAAUAUAGGUGCAUUUCUAUCUCAACCUUGUAUUUGAUAUAUAAACAAAACAAGAUUUUGUUUUGUGAAAUGAAGUAGCAACAUUAAUAAGCUCUAUUUAUAAUUUCAAGGACUCUAGCUCCCCCAUCCCCAAGGAGAAUAGCUCAUUAAAUAUACAAAUAAAAAAACUAUUAUGCCACUUUCUUUAGUUUCUAGACUACUGUACUAUUAAAAUGACUAGAUGUCUGUACAUGCUGUUUUGGUGAACUUAAGUACUUACAGAAGUUACAUAUUGCUUUAAAUCAUAUAAAUAGGCUACUAAUGAAUAGUUAUUUGUGUUUAUUAUGAAUCUGUGUAAUCUUUAUUAUGAAUCUAUGUAAGCUGUGAAAAACUAUCCUUGUGCUGUGAACUGCAUGGGGGGAUCGGUUUAAAUACAGGGAAGGAGAAAACAAGCAGCACUUUUUCUCCCAAAUAGGAGUAUAUGUACUUGUCUUGUCAAUACGUAAGUGUGUAGUUCAUGUGCUCAUGUGUGCCUUGAUGAGUAGAUGCUCAGUAUUCAUGUUAAUAUGAUAUCUGCUUCUGUAUCUAUUUUGAAAUGUGCAUUUGGAGUUCUGUUAGUGUUUAGGAUAUCUCUGUUCAAUAAAGAGAUCUGAUGUGUUU